ACAUGAAGACCGCUAACGGCGCUUUCCUCCCUUGAUAAAGUCACGUUGUACCGUACCGUACCUCUCUCAGUCCCUCUCCCAAGCCGCGGUGUAACUCUCAGCACUCCCGAAACACACCACCAAGAAACCAACCAUGUCUGAGAAACUUGCCUUCAAAGUCGCUGACAUCAGCCUUCACGAGUGGGGGCGCAAGUGCCUGGACAUCGCCGAGAACGAGAUGCCCGGUCUGAUGAAGAUGAAGGAGCUGUACGGGAAGAGCAAGCCGCUGACAGGCGCGCGUAUCGCCGGCUGCCUGCACAUGACCCUACAGACCGGCGUGCUCAUCGAGACGCUCACCGCCCUCGGAGCUGAGGUCCAGUGGUCCAGCUGUAACAUCUUCUCCACCCAGGACCACGCCGCCUCUGCCAUCGCCAAGACCGGGGUCCCCGUGUACGCGUGGAAGGGCAUGACGGACGAGGAGUACGUGUGGUGCAUCGAGCAGACCAUCUACUUCAAGGACGGCAAGCCCCUGAACAUGAUCCUGGACGACGGCGGAGACCUCACCAACAUGGUGCACCAGAAGUACCCCCAGCUGCUGGCCGGUAUCCGCGGAGUGUCUGAGGAGACCACCACAGGAGUCCACAACCUGUACAAGAUGAUGAAGAACGGAGACCUCAAGAUCCCUGCCAUCAACGUCAACGACUCUGUCACCAAGAGUAAGUUUGACAACCUGUACGGCUGCAGGGAGAGUCUUAUCGACGGCAUCAAGCGCGCCACCGACGUCAUGAUCGCCGGGAAGGUGGCCGUGGUCGCCGGCUACGGAGACGUGGGCAAGGGCUGCGUGCAGGCGCUGCGGGGCUUCGGCGCCCGCGUCAUCGUCACGGAGGUGGACCCCAUCAACGCCCUGCAGGCCGCCAUGGAGGGUUACGAGGUGACCACCAUGGACGAGGCCUCCAAGGAGGCAAACAUCUUCGUCACGACCACGGGCUGUGAAGACAUCAUCCUCAGCCACCACUUUGAGAACAUGAAGGACGACUCCAUCGUCUGCAACAUCGGACAUUUUGACUGCGAGAUCGACAUGGCCUGGUUGAACGCCAACGCAGCCAAGAAGAUCAACAUUAAGCCCCAGGUGGACCGCUACAGGAUGAAGAGCGGACGUCACAUCAUCGUCCUGGCCGAGGGUCGCCUGGUCAACCUGGGCUGUGCCAUGGGACACCCCUCCUUCGUCAUGAGCAACUCCUUCACCAACCAGGUUCUGGCCCAGAUCGAGCUGUGGACCAACACCGCCAAAUACCCCCUGGGAGUCUACUUCCUGCCCAAGAAGCUGGAUGAGGAGGUGGCCGCAGCCCAUCUGGACAAGCUGGGGGUGAAGCUGACCAAGCUCAGUGUGAAGCAGGCCAAGUACCUGGGUCUGCCCCAGGAAGGCCCCUUCAAGCCCGACCACUACCGCUACUAAGACACACCCUCCCUCGCCAAGCCCCGCCCACUCCACGGAUGGGGGCGGGAGGGGCACCGGGCGGAGGGCUGACACGGUGGGCGACAGCAGGAGCAGAGGGGGUUUCUGGGAGUUUGAGUUUUUGUGAGGAGGGGGCGGUUGGCUGGUGUGAUGGUUAGGCCCUAGUGCUUUAAUGUUAACCAUGCUGAGGUCUCGCCGCUGUCUGGGUUGUUGGUGAUGAUGAGGAGGGGAGGUUAUCCACAACCGGCCCAAAUCAUUUCAAUCAGUGUUGCAUAAUCAACGGUUGCUGAGAAUCCCAGCCAUCCCGCGGCCGGGCUGGUCUCAGUGCCUGGCUUCUAUCAGUGUUUUAUUAGUUCAUCCCUGGCCGUCCAUUAGAGCCCGACUGGCUGGAUGCUGGCUCCUCUGCCUCGUGCACUAAA
Molecule: messenger RNA, 1854 nt
Organism: Gadus macrocephalus (Pacific cod)
Lineage: Eukaryota; Metazoa; Chordata; Actinopteri; Gadiformes; Gadidae
Gene: ahcy
Product: adenosylhomocysteinase
Exons: 11
Coding region: 134-1435 (433 amino acids)
Biological process (GO): L-methionine cycle
Cellular component (GO): cytosol
Molecular function (GO): adenosylhomocysteinase activity
Source: RefSeq, a predicted model, not a curated record